AAUUAACUUGCACACAACAAAUUAAAGCCAAGGAAUUAGAAAAUGGCUGCAGCUCCAAUUAAGUCUGCUUCUAACUUCCUCGCUACUCCUCUUCCUCCUCUUCCUCCCCUUCUCACUCUCAAAAACAACAGCAGCUGAAACACAUGCUUUAUUCAAGGCUUCCAAAAACAGUCCUCGUUCCGAGGGUUCCCAAGUCGCGGAGAGGUUGAUCAGGAAUCUUAACCUGUUUCCCAGCGUCCAUGAUGAUCAGCUCAGGAUCGAAGCAGCCGGAGCGGUUCCCGCCGAUCAGCCGACGCUCAUCGAGAAGCCCUUCAAGCUUGAUUACCUUGGCCAGUCUGGCUCUACUCUUCAAAAUGGUGAUGGUAUUGCCAACCUAAGCCAACAUGCCGGUUAUUUUAAGCUUCAAAAUACUAUAAAUGCAAGAUUUCAAACAUCAUCUUUGUGGAUCAACCUAUCGGAACUGGUUUCAGUUACAGUACAACUAAGAAUGACAUUCGCUUUGACGAAAAAGGCGUCAGCGAGGACCUCUACAACUUCUUGCAGGUCUACUUUCAAAUAAAGAGUAUCGUGAAUAAUGGAUUCAUGGGUGAGGGGUGCUACUUGUACGGUACACGUAUAUAAUUUGUACACAUUUGUUGUGCACAUUGUCUAGUAGCAUGUGUACAUUUGAGCUUCUAAACGAGCUUCAACUACACGAUGUGUACAACAAAUGUCUACAAAUUAUGUGUACCAUAGACUUUUUCCUUCACGUGCAACUGUUCAAGGAGGUGGUAUACUCCAACAAUAUUUUAAAAAAUGAAAUAAUUAUAAAUGUAUGACUAAAAUUAAGUUCAUUUACAAAAAUAUACUACCUCCGUCCCAUUAGAAGCUUCCCGUCCACUGUUCACAUGGUUAACUUAAAUCAUUUUUAAUCUUUUACUUUAUAUAUCGAAGUUUUAUCAAAUUUACAUUUUCUAUUAGGCUUUGUAGCGGUUUUAACGUAGUUUUUGAAUAUGCAAAUUUUAUUUACUAAUAAUAAUCAGAGUGUGAAAAGGGAUUAAGUUGCUUUAUCGUCAGUCAAGCAUCGUAAACCGUAACUGAAACCUUCUAGCGGGACAGAGGGAGUAACAUUUAAGUGUCGUAACUAUAGUAUUAACUUUAGUCAUACUACAUGAUUUUCAGUUUUACACUGUCAUGACCAUGAGGUUAUAUUCAUACUAACGGUAGUCAUAAGAUGUUUUCUUUUGGACUGUUUUCAGUCCCAGACCAGAUCAGACCAGACCUGACUUUCGUAGUUAUAAAAUACAGAGAGACCAGACGUUUACCAGACCAGACCAGACCAGACCCGACCAGCAAAUUUCAGUCCAAAAGAAAACAUCCAUACUUUUAUUAAUAAGUUUUAUAAAAACCUCAUUACUCAAUUAAAUCCGACAUGAAAUUAGUAACUUUUGAUUAGUUAUAAUCCAAUCAAACUCGAUAGAUUUAUUAGUAAAAGUCACAUUACAGAAUCUGGUAGCUGUUAUUUUGAGAAUUUAAAAUAGGAACUCCUGUUUGACUCUUUUACUAUAUAUUCGACGUUUAAUUCAAUCUAUUUGAGGUAAUUAAGUACCCCAAAUGAAAUUUUACACAUAAAAACUUGAAGUAAUGGUCAGGCCUUCUUCAACAAACACCCUGAAUAUGUCAAAAAUGACUUCUUCAUAACGGGAGAGUCAUAUGCUGGGCAUUACAUUCCUGCAUUGGCUUCUCGUGUUAACGAGGGAAACAUGAAAAAUCGAGGAACUCAUAUAAACCUCAAGGGAUUUGCCAUCGGAAACGGACUCACAGAUCCGCUAAUCCAAUAUGCAGCCUAUACUGACUACGCUAUGGAGCAAAAUUUGAUCAAUAAGACCAUUUAUGACCAAAUAAACCAGACUGUUCCGGCUUGUGAGACAUUAAUUGAAAGUUGUGGAACCUUGGGUGAGAAGAAAGUUUGCGAGGAAGCUUUUUUUAAAUGCACAAACAUAUUCCAAGAGAUACUAUUUAUUAGCAAUCAUAGCAAUCCCUAUGACAUCACGAAGCCAUGUCAAGGAUUGCUCUGUUACAACAUGUCGAACGUGGAAAAGUACCUCAACCAACAAAAAGUUAGAGAAGCUCUUGGGGUUGGGGCCAUUCAGUUUGUUUCAUGUAGCCAGAUUGUGUACAACGCAAUGAUACAGGACUGGAUGAGAAACUAUGAUGUUGGUAUUCCUGCACUCCUUGAACAAGGAAUCAAUGUGCUUAUAUAUGCUGGCGAAUUUGAUUUUAUCUGUAACUGGCUUGGAAACUCAAGAUGGGUUCAUGCCAUGAAAUGGCUUGGUCAGAAAGACUUCGGCAUAGCACCUAACGUUUCAUUUACUGUGGAUGGAGAGGUGAAAGGAACACUAAAGAGCCACGGACCACUGAGUUUCCUCAAGGUGAGUGAUGCAGGCCACAUGGUUCCAAUGGAUCAACCUAAGGCAGCACUAGUAAUGCUUCAGAGGUGGAUGCAGGGAAAACUUACCUCAACAGCGUAAUAUAAUACGAGUAGCAUCUUGGCCCCAUAACACACCUAAAGUAUUAUUGUUACACCAUUUUUGCUUGAGAUGCAUGUUUAUUUUUUUUAUAGUGUUCUACGGACUUGUUAUAUUUCGAAUUUGCAACUAAAAUGGCUCUGAUCUUUCUCUGAAUGUAACACGUAAACCAUAUACAAUAUGAUUCUUCAUUGAUGAAUGAUGAACAUAUAUUAAUAUAUAUAUGUCACACUGAUCUUCCA
Cuscuta epithymum is the source of this 2749-nucleotide messenger RNA. The record is from the annotation of a GenBank genome assembly. NCBI's taxonomy places the organism in Eukaryota, Viridiplantae, Streptophyta, Magnoliopsida, Solanales, Convolvulaceae.